GUGUCUCAGAGCCGGAUGUGGAUCACGGGUUCGCAGUCUGAAGUAUGGCGGCGUCAGAAGAGGUGACGUUUUUCGUUGUAAACAACAUUCCCGCUCAGUUCCGAUCCGCAGAGCUGAGGAACUAUUUCAGUCAGUUUGUCGAGAGUAAAGGGUUCGCGUGUUUCCAUUACCGCCAUCGACCGGAGCUUCGCUUGCAGGCCGCGGACAAUAACGGAUCUCGCGAGAGGAGCGCGGAGGGGAAGACUUGUUGUUGUGUGGUAUCAGUUCGCUCUCGGGAAUCUGACAGGUUCGUGACGAUGUAUUUGGGGAACCACUGGAUCGACUCUAAAGGAAACUGGCUGAGGAGAAAGUGUUUGAUCCGGAGAGUCAGAGUAUCGGAGCAGGCCGAGCAUGAUUCAUUCCCGUACAAGACGAAGGCCGAGAUGAGACGGCACGUUGCCCAAUCAGAGCACUUCACACUGUCGGACCUCAAGGGCCUGCCGGAGCUCAAUCCGCCCUCCCUCAUGCCGGCCGGGAACGUUGGCACCCCUGUCAGUGUUUUCCUGGAGCUCAUCCAAUCCUGCCGUCUGCCGCCGCGGCUCAUCCGCAAACUAGGGCUCACGUUCCCCAAGACGGGCUCGAGUCGCCGCUACGGGAACGUGCCCUACAUGUAUCACAACACGGCCAUUGUGAGCCCCUCGCAGGAGAGCGUCUUCACCGCCGGAGGAGUCGAGAUCUCGAGGCCCGGCCGCCUGUACAAGCCCACAAGCUCACAGAGAGAAGAUAAGGACAAGCCCACAAGUUUACAGAGAGAGGAUAAGGACACGCCCACAAGUUCACAAAGAGAAGAUAAGGACACGCCCACAAGCUCACAGAGAGAAGAUAAGGACACGCCCACAAGCUCACAGAGAGAAGAUAAGGACACGCCCACAAGCUCACAGAGAGAAGAUAAGGACACGCCCACAAGCUCAAAGAGAGAAGAUAAAGACACACCCACAAGCUCAAAGAGAGAAGACAAGGACACGCCCACAAGUUCACAGAGAGAAGACAAGGACACGCCCACAAGUUCACAAAGAGAAGAUAAGGACACACCCACAAGCUCACAGAGAGAAGAUAAGGACACGCCCACAAGAAGCUCAGAGACCGAUGAAAAGGACCCGCCCAGUUCUCCACUUGUCAAUGAAGAGUCACAGGAAUCAGGAAGUGAAGAGGAGCUGUCCGACCCUGAUGAUGACGAUGACCGCUGUGAGGAGUGGGAGCGUCACGAGGCCCUCCACGAUGACGUCACCAGUCAGGAGCGCUCUAAAGAGAGGCUGUUUGAGGAGGAGAUCGAGCUCAAGUGGGAGAAGGGCGGAUCGGGCCUCGUCUUCUACACAGACGCUCAGUUCUGGCAGGAGGAGGAAGGAGAUUUCGAUGAGCAAACAGCAGACGACUGGGACGUGGAUAUGAGCGUCUACUAUGACACAGACGGAGGAGAUAUGGACUCCAGAGAUUAUGUGCGCAUGCGCUCUGAGAGGAGGCUGCGGGACGGUCUGGAGGGUCUGCCGGGACGCCAGCAGAAAAUCGGCAGCUUUGAGCGCUUUACAAAGGGAGUGGGCCGGCGUGUGAUGGAGAAGCAGGGCUGGAGGGAGGGAGAAGGGCUCGGGAACAGCCAGAGGGGAAUGUCGGAAGCACUGGAGAACGAAGGCCAGCAUCCCAACUGUAAGAGAGGCUUCGGGUAUCACGGAGAGAAGCUCAGCUCAUACCUUCCACUUAAAAAGCCCAGAAAAGACUUUCACAUCUCCACAGUUUAUGAUGAACCUAAAGACAUUGAUAAAGGCGAUGAAGUGCUGCGGCGUCAACCUGGCACCAGCCUGAAGUACAGACACCGCUGAACCGUGAUGCGCACUACUGAGACGUCCGUCUGCUGAAACAAUGACUGUUUUUACACAGAGCUCUGCAUUAUUAUUCUGUAACUAUUGUAUUAAAGUUUUCAACAGAAAAAAA
Molecule: messenger RNA, 1965 nt
Organism: Carassius carassius (crucian carp)
Lineage: Eukaryota; Metazoa; Chordata; Actinopteri; Cypriniformes; Cyprinidae
Gene: gpatch3
Product: G patch domain containing 3
Exons: 8
Coding region: 45-1853 (602 amino acids)
Biological process (GO): negative regulation of RIG-I signaling pathway; positive regulation of DNA-templated transcription; negative regulation of type I interferon production
Molecular function (GO): nucleic acid binding
Source: RefSeq, a predicted model, not a curated record